AUGGAGCAGAAAGCAAUAGCAUCGGCGCUCGAGGACACCAUUCCCUCAACAACAAGCGAUGCUCCCGUCGGAAAGGUUUCCUGGCUUGAAUCUAAACUUAAGCCCAAAAUCAUCCAUCAUCGUUAUCCGUUCAGGGGGAAGGCACUCCUAUGGAUGACAUGUGCCUUCGGAAGCUUGGGUGAUGCCCUGUUUGGAUACGAUCAAGGUAUCGUUUCAGGCUUGCUUGUAAACCCGAUAUUUAUUUCAAGAUUUUUCUCCGACUACGGCGGCGCCGACGGUACCUCUCACAAUAUUCAUCCGGCUGUAACUGGUAUACUGGUGGCGUGUCUACAGGUGACUGCUGCCAUUGGAUCCCUAAUCGCUGGUCGCCUCGGCGAUAUGAUUGGCAGGAAGAAAUGUGUGCGGAUUGGAGCCUUCAUUUAUGUUGCAACGGCUUUCAUUCAAGCAUUUGCACCAGGCUUCAAAACUUUUGUCGCCGGGCGAAGUCUUCAAGGUUUGGGUGUCGGAUUCCUCUCUAUGACCGUACCUGUUAUCCAAACUGAGAUCGCUGCACCUCAUCGGCGUGGGCUCAUGGUGGGGAUAGAGUACACGUUCCUAAUCGGCGGUUAUGCACUAUCAACAUGGGUCGAUUUUGGCUUCUACCACCUGGUACCGCAGAACGAGUCCUGGCAAGGCCCUUACUUCAUCCAGAUGGGCUUGGCCUUCAUCUUGUUUUCCAUGUCCUUCUUCCUACCGGAGACACCUCGCUGGUUGGCACGCAAUGGCUUCACAAAGGAAUGUGCGCAGACAGUGGCAGAUCUUCACACCCCCGAUGGAAACACCGAGGCUCAGCAUGUGCAGCAGGUUGUGUUGGAGAUCAUGGAGGCUGUCCGAUAUGAAGCAAGCCUUGGUGAGUCGACUUGGCGAGAGAUGUUCACUCGAUAUCGCAAACGAACCUUGGUGGGAAUCACGGCGCAGGCCUUUGCCCAGCUUAACGGGAUCAACGUCAUCUCAUUUUACCUACCUACGACACUUGCCGCCGCUGGACUGAGUGACUCAAAGUCACUCCUGUAUACAGCGGCCAACUCAAUCCCUUAUGUUUCUGCUACUAUACUUACCUGGUGGCUGGCUGAUCGAUGGGGCCGAAAGCCACUUUUGAUUCUUGGUGGUAUAUCUAUGGCUAUCGCAUUAACCAUUGUUUGUGUCUUCACUGAAGCUCACAUUGCGGACAUUAACUUACGGGCCCACGGUAUCUACGCGUUCGUGGUCAUCUACAACGCCAUUUAUGGCUUCACCUGGGGCCCAAUUCCCUGGCUGCUACCUGCCGAAAUCUUCCCUCUAAGGGCUCGCAGCAAAGGCAUGGCUCUGGCGACAACCUCCAACUGGAUUUUCAACUUUGUGAUUGGCAUGUCAGCACCCAGCGCUUUCGCAGGUAUUGGCGGGUAUUAUUACGUCGUAAUAGCUGGAUUCUGCCUCUUUUCGGCCGGUUUGACUUAUUUCUACUACGUCGAGACAGCCCAUCAUACCCUCGAAGAGAUUGCUCUAGCAUUCGGCGACAAGGCCUUUGCAUCAGAAGAUGAUGUGGUCGUUACCGCAGCACACCUGGAUGGCUAG
Molecule: messenger RNA, 1593 nt
Organism: Truncatella angustata
Lineage: Eukaryota; Fungi; Ascomycota; Sordariomycetes; Amphisphaeriales; Sporocadaceae
Product: putative MFS sugar transporter
Exons: 3
Coding region: 1-1593 (530 amino acids)
Biological process (GO): carbohydrate transport; transmembrane transport
Cellular component (GO): membrane
Molecular function (GO): carbohydrate:proton symporter activity
Source: RefSeq, a predicted model, not a curated record